Rotaria socialis is the source of this 603-nucleotide messenger RNA. The record is from the annotation of a GenBank genome assembly. Lineage: Eukaryota; Metazoa; Rotifera; Eurotatoria; Philodinida; Philodinidae.
AUGUCGGAAAUAUCUUACAGAAUCUUCAUUCGUAGGACUAAUGCACAUCCGUCGAUUAAAUGGGGCCAAAAGAAAGACCAUAUUUUAUUAACUAUUGCUGUACAAGAUAUUGAUAAGCCAGAAAUUAAUAUUGAAUCCUCAAAACUCCAUUUUAAAGGACAACAAACAAAAGGAUUAACAUACGAUACAACAUUGGAAUUUUUCGAUCAAAUUGAUCCAAAAACAUCAAAGUAUCGUAAAAUAAGUCAAAACCAUUGGGAAUUUAUGUUGAAGAAAAAAGAUUCAACAAAACCAUUUUGGAAACGAUUAAUUAAAUCUGCUGAAAAAUGCUCAUGGAUUACUGUUGAUUGGAAUCACUUCACAGGCGAAGGUGAAGAAGAUGAAGAAACGGAGGGUGCUGCUGGUAAAGAUUGGGGUGAUUUAGAUGGUAUGUUUAAACAAAUGGGUGGAGGUGGUUUAGCUCCUGGGUCAGCACCUGAUCUCAAUGAUCUUGAUGAUGAAGGAACAGAUACAGACGAUGAACCAAUGCCGGAUCUCGAAGAGGUACCACAAACCGAUGAAGAAAAAGUCAAUUCAAAUGCAGCGAAAAAAGAAACUAAAUAA